Molecule: messenger RNA, 4601 nt
Organism: Musca vetustissima
Lineage: Eukaryota; Metazoa; Arthropoda; Insecta; Diptera; Muscidae
Gene: chb
Product: CLIP-associating protein
Exons: 1
Coding region: 10-4512 (1500 amino acids)
Biological process (GO): mitotic spindle assembly
Cellular component (GO): cytoplasmic microtubule; microtubule organizing center; spindle microtubule
Molecular function (GO): microtubule binding
Source: RefSeq, a predicted model, not a curated record
AUCCCAAAAAUGGCGUAUCGGAAACCCAAUGAUUUGGAUGGUUUUAUACAGCUAAUGCCAAAGGCAGAUAUGCGUGUGAAAGGACAACUGGCCGAAGAUCUCGUCACAUUCCUGAGCGAUGAUACAAAUUCUAUUGUUUGCAUGGACAUGGGCCUUUUGGUCGAUGGUCUUAUGCCGUGGUUAACAGGAAGUCAUUUCAAAAUUGCACAAAAAUCUCUGGAAGCUUUUACAGAGCUCAUAAAGCGGCUGGGUCCAGACUUCAACGCGUAUACAUCAACGGUAUUGCCACAUGUAAUAGAUCGCCUGGGCGAUAGCAAAGAUACCGUUCGUGAAAAGGCGCAGCUGCUGUUGCAGACUUUAAUGGAGCAUAAAGUUCUCACGCCACAGGUUUUGUUGGACAAGUUGGCAGCUAGUUGCUUUAAGCACAAAAAUGCCAAAGUACGUGAAGAGUUUCUACAGACUAUUGUUAACACGCUUAGUGUCUACGGAACGUCACAACUGAGUGUACGCAAUUACAUUCAAUCCAUUUGCAUCCUGCUAGGAGAUCCCACAGUAUCUGUGCGCGACUCAGCCAUACAAACUUUAGUUGAGAUCUAUAAGCACGUCGGUGACCGCUUAAGACCCGAUCUGAGGCGCAGAGAUGAUUUGCCUGCCUCGAAAUUGGCUAUACUUGAGCAGAAAUUCGAUCAAAUCAAGAACGAUGGCCUGCUAUUAAAGUCAGCGCUUCUCUCCACACAGACUCACAUAAACAACAACGGCCACGAUGAGGCAGACAAUAUUGCAGCCCGCGACAGACCUACAAAGAUUGUAAAGCGAACUGUCUCAGCCACAAUGCGAAGCAAGAAUAACAUUGCGGCGGAUAGUGCGGCAGAUGCCGGUGCCGUAACAAUGGAAAUAUUUGAGGCGUCUUUUGAAGCCGUGCCCCAUUUAAACAUCUUUCAUCCAAAGGACAUGGAUGACAUUUAUAGAAAUGUACUGACCAUUAUAAGUGACAAGAAUACCGAUUGGGAUAAACGAGUUGAUGCCCUCAAGAAAAUACGUUCCCUGCUCCUUCUGAACAUACACUCUCAACCACAAUUUGUAACAGUUCAGUUGAAGGAGUUGUCGAUAUCAUUCCUAGACAUACUGAAGGAGGAAUUACGGUCGCAGGUUAUUCGAGAGGCUUGCAUUACCAUUGCAUACAUGUCGAAGGUAUUGCAACAGAAAUUGGACAAGUUUUGCGAGUACAUCAUGGAACAGCUAAUACUACUGAUACAAAAUUCGGCUAAAGUCAUUGCGUCUGCUUCGACGUUGGCCGUGAAGUACAUUAUCAAAUACACACAUGCACCAAAAUUGGUUAAAAUAAUCUCAGACAUGUUGCAGACGUCCAAGUCUAAAGAUAUUCGUGCUGCACUGUGCGAAAUAAUCUGUCUGUUGUGCGAAGAAUGGCCAACGAAAGCCAUUGAAAAGAGUGCUCCGUUGCUGCGAGACACCCUGAAGAAAUCAAUUUCCGAUGCUGACAGCGAAGCGCGACGGCAUUCAAGACGUGCUUACUGGGUAUACAGGCGACAUUUUCCCGAUUUGGCCGACCAAAUAUAUGGCACCCUUGACAUAGCAGCACAAAAGGCUUUAGAGAGAGAAAGAGAUGGCGCAGGCAGUGGCACAAAUAGCGGCGGAACUGAUGAACGCCGAGCAACAGUAGCAACUGCUCGCAUUCAACGCUCCCCGGGUUCAAUACAAAAACCAACGCCUGGAAUGCGCAGUAUAUCAGCUGUGGAUACGGCAGCAGCAAAUCGAGCCAAGGCAAGAGCUCAAUAUGCGUUUCUAGCCCGAAAGAAGGCAGCGAAUACCGCAACCACGGCAAAUUCCACGCCUAGUAGUGCAACAGGAUCUCUACCACGCUCAAGACUGGGAACUACAACACAACAACAAAGUACUCAACAACCGGCGACAACAAAUAACAGCAGUGUUUCUCCCAGAGUUCGUGGUCGAGCUGGUGUCUCACAGUCACAACCCGGUUCCAGGUCAACAUCUCCAAGUUCCAAAUUGCGAGAGCAACAUGGUAUUAGUUCGUAUUAUAGGCCUACUGGUACCAUACCGAAGAAGGCUUCUGGGAUUCCCAGAUCACUGGCCAGUUCCCGAGAGACAAGUCCCACAAGGGGCGGAGGUGGCAUGCUUAUGAAACGCAGCAUGUACACCACUGGCAAUUCACGUCGGACGCCAGAACGCAAUCAACCAACACGCCAAUUAGCAGCAGCUCGAUUACUCCAACAGAGCCGGGAUGCCGAAAACGCGCUGGCUGACGCUUUGUCUCCCGACGGCAGUGGUGGAGAUUACGCUUCCAUAGGCGACUACAGCCGUGACCGUAGCGGAGGCUACUCUGCAGGUGCUCGGCUCAGCAGGAAACUAAUGAACCGUGAUGAAUCAGAUGAUUCAGAAGCGUCGUCAGUUUGUUCGGAAAGGUCGUUUGACUCGUCGUACACACGGGGUAACAACUCAAAUUAUUCCCUUUCUGGGUCAAGAAAUCGCUUAGAUUGGAGUUUCCUCAGGCCCCCAUUCGAAGAUAUAGAUACAAUUAUUCAGUACUGUGCUUCGACACACUGGUCCGAGCGUAAAGAUGGUCUCAUCAGCCUGACGCAUUAUUUGGCCGAUGGCAAGGAACUCACACCGCAGCAACUGCAACUGGUCUUGGAUACGUUCCGUAAGAUGUUCAUGGAUACGCACACCAAAGUAUACUCGCUUUUCCUGGAAACAGUGACGGAACUGAUACUGGCCUACUCAAAUGACCUGCACGAUUGGUUGUUUAUCUUAUUGACUCGCCUCUUCAAUAAAUUGGGUACCGAAUUAUUGAACUCGAUGCACGGUAAAAUCUGGAAGACAUUGCAGGUGGUUCAUGAGUAUUUCCCAACAGAUCUCCAAAUGAAAGACGUCUUCCGUAUACUGUCUGACACGGCCCAGACUCCUUGUACUAAAACUCGGAUUGCAAUUUUGAAAUUUCUGACCAGUCUGGCAAAUACCUACUGCAAAAACACCGACUUUCCGGGCUCAGAGGAUGGCACUGUGCUGCCAAUCGUUGAAAAAGCCCUGUUGAAGAUCGUUCAAAUGGCUGGCGACCAAAAAAGCCUCGAACUAAGGAACCAAGCUCGCCAUUGCUUGAUUGCGUUGUACAAUCUGAACACGCCGCAAAUGACUAAGGUGUUGUCAACCCUACCUAAAGCGUACCAGGACUCGGCCAAGGUGUGCAUUCAGACGCACCUACGGCGCAGUAGUACAUCGGGCACAAAUUCUCCCUCGUCUUCGCCCCUAUCGAGCUCAAGUCCGAAGCCAUUACAAAGUCCCAAUGUGAGUGGGCCAUUUUCCUCACUGCAGCCACAAUUUACUAGUCCCAGAUCGCGGCAGUCUUCUGUCACCGACAAUGACCUGUUGGGCUAUUCAGAAGUCGAUGUCCAGCAAAAUAUCCAAAAAACGACAGAGGAAAUUCGAAAUUGCUUCGGUGGCUUUGACACACAAUACAACUCACUGGCUAACAAUUCCAACGGCGGAGCUGGCUACAACGGUCACACAAGCGAGGCAAUUGACUCCUGUGCGUCGUCAAACUCCAAGACUCAAUCGGCCACCACAACCGAAUCAAAUACUCCGGAAAGCACCACAAUGCGUCUGGACGGAAAUCUUCUGGAACAACAUCACAAAAUGACAACUAGUGCACUAGGUUCUGCUUUAGCCCAAACUAAUUCUUCGUCUUCGAAAGACUACGUCUAUUUUAAUUUCGCCGAAAAUGGUGAAAUAAUUCUGCUGAACGGAGUUCAAGAGAGCGAAGUAAUAAAGGUAGCCCUUAGUCUCACCCCCGACAUGCCAGCUCAACAUGUUCAAUCGUCGUUGUACAACCUGUCAGUCUGCAUCAAAGGCGGCAAUUGCGAAUUACCGAACAAACACUUCCGGGCUAUUAUGAAGAUGCUGCUGAAUAUGUUGGAUGCCACGUCCAACGAAGUCGUCGCGGAGGCCCUGCACGUUCUCAGCAAGAUCCUGCGCCGUCCUCAAAUGAAGCCAAACUGGAUCAACUUCGUUGAGCUGAUUCUCCUUAAGAUUAUUAACUGUUAUCCCAAGAGCAAGGAGACUAUGCGCGAGCUGGACAUGAUAAUACCACGAAUUGUACCAGCACUUCCACUCAACCUAACCAUAAACAUCGUGAAUCCUGUGAUUGCCACAGGUACGUAUCCAGUGAAUCUGUGUGCCUUGAAAUUGCUUACCGAGUUGGCAGAUCGCCACGGAUCCGAGUUGACAGAAACCCAACUGGAAAUGGUGUUUCCACAUUUGGCCCGACUCACCGACGAUUAUCAAUCAAUGGUACGCAAAGCAGCCGUAUUUUGCAUCGUCAAAUUGUACAUUGUAAUGGGUGAGGAGAAAGUGAAGCCAAAGUUAAACAUGCUUAACCCAAGUAAGGUUCGUCUACUCAACGUCUACAUAGAGAAGCAACGCGGUAUAACUAGCGGUGGCGGCAGUUCCACUAAGAAUUCGUCAGCAUCCUCUUCAUGAUUGCCGCGCGCCCUUCCCCAACAACAGCAAAUGGAAAUAGGCGACGUUAGAUACUAAGUCGUGGUAUAUAUUCUAGGUAGAAAAAGUAA